Pseudopipra pipra is the source of this 1678-nucleotide messenger RNA. RefSeq names its product glutaredoxin and cysteine rich domain containing 2 (gene GRXCR2). Lineage: Eukaryota; Metazoa; Chordata; Aves; Passeriformes; Pipridae. Bases 260 to 1000 code for a protein of 246 amino acids. The transcript has 3 exons. The record is from RefSeq and is a predicted model, not a curated record. Gene Ontology annotation, biological process: sensory perception of sound. Gene Ontology annotation, cellular component: stereocilium shaft; microvillus; stereocilium base.
GUUAACUCCUUUCAUCCUGUGGUGUCCAGCCUGGCCCCUACUCACCAACCUGCCUUUGACUUCACUACCAGCGAUAUUUUCUCUUUGUGAAUUUCUAUCAAUAUUUAAUACAGUGGUGUCGGUUAUGCUGUAAGAUGAGAGGAACUACUAGAAACCUUGAAUUAUACAUCAUGUGGUGGGGGAAAGCUGGGAGCAUUUUCUUUUGAAUCCAUAGCUCUUGGAGUUGAUCCUCCAGGACCUGCAGCUUGAAACCCCGAUAAUGGAUGAGCCCCAGAAGAAACUCAGCCCCCGGCACGAAGGACGGCCCCGCAAGGUGAGGUUCAAAAUAUCCUCAGCUUACAGCGGUCGAGUGUUAAAACAAGUCUAUGAGGACGGGCAGGAGCUGGAGCCCCCGGCCAAGGAGCACUCGCGGCGGUUCCUGCGCCACAGCUUCGAGCCAGAGGACCAUUUCUGCGGGGCUGGGGAAGCGCUGGAGAACAGGUUCUACUGGCCCACGGCGCUGACUGCCCAGCGGAUCAGCAUCUUCAGAGAGGAUCAGGAACACAGUCUCACGGCGACCUCACCCCUGCUCAGUGACUGCCAGCCCGGUGCCAGCCACUGCAGGGCUUCCCCAGUUGUAGAUUUUGGCAAGAUCAUCAUCUACACUAAUAACCUGAAAAUCAUCCGUGCACCGAUGGACCAGAAAGAGCUCAUGAGAAGAAUCAUCCAGACUGAGGGAAUAAAUGACUGUACCUUCCUGUACCGGGAGAGGAAAGAAAGAUUUAGUGGUGGACAUAAAAAAGAUGUGGAAAAAAAGAUCACCUGCAACCAGCAUGUGCAGGAGGGCGAUGCUGAACACGGUUGUUCACAGUGUAAAGGCUCAGGCUCUGCUCCCUGCUCGCUGUGCCAUGGAAGCAAGUUCUCAAUGCUGGCAAACAGAUUCAGGGAGUCCUACCGGGCUCUGCGGUGUCCAGCGUGCAAUGAGAGUGGGUUGGAGCCCUGCCACAUCUGUACUGCCUGACUGGGCUGCCAGGGUUCGUGGAAAACUUGGAAUUAUUUAACAUCCCAACAGCCUCGCAAUGGCAAGUUUUUAAAAGAUGGGAAUGGCACGUUAUACAUAUCUCACUGUGAGUGUGAAACUGCACCUCUCCUCCCGAUCGUCCCUCCAGUCUGCCCCGUGAGCCUGUCCAGCUUUGGAAUCAGCCUGACCCCGGGUGGAAUGUGUCCCUGAUGCCAGAUGCAAGGCAAAUGUAUCCCCGGCCCAGAGCAAAAGAUCAGCAUUUGGAGGUCAAGCACCUGUGUAAACACCUCUGCACCUGGAACUCAGCUGAAACAGUCCCUGUGCUGGCACUGUCCCUCUCUUGGGUACUUGGUGCCUGGCACAGCCAGGUCUGACCCCUGGGUGCUCUGUCAUUAGACGCUGCAGGAGUGGGUGUGCAGUUGGUACCAGUACAGGUGCACACUGCCUGUACAAGCAGUGCCUCUCCCGGGUUUUAAUUUGCCGAACACUGCAAGUGACACUGUUGUUGCUGUUAACUUUGUCCGUGCCCUGCAGGGUCACAGGCAUUUCCUGAGGUUUUGUUGAUCUUACACCGUCUUUAGUGACACAGUGAUACCUUUGGGGUCUGAUUUAUGGGAGGCAAUCGAAAACCCUUCCCAAACCUGGAGCUAUAAAAAUAAAAUAAACAUGUAUUUAUUA